This is a messenger RNA of Triticum turgidum subsp. durum (durum wheat), 2118 nucleotides long. The record is from the annotation of a GenBank genome assembly. Lineage: Eukaryota; Viridiplantae; Streptophyta; Magnoliopsida; Poales; Poaceae.
AUGGCUGAAGGGCCGUUGGACUUCUGGAUUAACUGGGGGAGCCAGAUCGGGGUUCUCUUGAGCCUCGCCUUCCAGGUCAUCCUCCAUCUCUUCGCCAAUGUACGUCGGCGUAGUAGCUCAGCUAUGCUGAGGGUUCCCCUCUGGCUGGCGUACCAGCUGUCGGACAUGACCGCGAUAUAUGCUGCCGGCCAGCUCCUAUACAGCAGCAACACACCGCAAGACCACCAGCUCAUUGCCUUGUGGGCGCCAUUCCUCCUGCUGCACCUUGGUGGCCCGGACAACAUCACCGCCUAUGCCCUCGAGGAUAGCAAGCUUUGGAAGCGUCACUUGCUGAUCCUUGCGGUGCAGGUUGCGGGAGCCGGAUAUGUCCUCUAUAAGUACAUCGCCGGCAGCGGGAUCUUGCUCACACUGGCUGCCAUCUUGAUACUCGUUAUUGGUGUUGCAAAGUAUGGGGAGAGGACAUGGGCACUCCGGGCGGCCAACUUCAGCAUUCUUCAGAGCUCAAUCAAGGCAACAAAAGAAAAAAGCAAAACAAAGAGCUCUCUGAUGACAAGCAAAGAAGAAACCAAAUCAAAGAGCUCUCUCAAGGUACCAAGACGUGACCAAUAUUUUUAUCAAGAAUGGUACAACGACUUGCCAGACGAGCUCAUCCUACAGCGUGCUCAUUCUCUAUUUCAUAUUUGCAAGCGUGGGAUAGUUGAUUCAGUGGUCGAGAUAGAUGUCGCAGGUACCCCGAGUAAGGUAACAAUCCAGGAACUUAAGAAUGACCAUGAGAAAAUGUGGAGGGUGAUGGAGAUGGAACUCUCCCUCAUGUAUGAUAUUCUGUACACCAAGGCAAACGUGAUCCACUCUUGGUUUGGCUACUGCAUCCGUACCAUCUCGCCGCUCACUGUCAUUGCCUCACUCAUGUUGUUCAGGUUGAGCAACAAAGAUGGUUACAGCCGAGUUGACAUUGCCAUCACGUACACCUUGUUGGGUGGUGCCUUGGUCCUAGAGACGAAAUCGCUCCUCGGUGCACUAGGGUCGAGCUGGGCGCUUGGCUUCUUGUGCGCCACACGAUUGGAUUGGCUCCGGCAUUCAUCUCUGUGCACCGGAAGAUGGUAUCGGUUACGGCGCACACUUCUUUCUCUUCGCAGGUCCUGGCCUGGCAAGAUGAUUAUGACAGGAGGCUCAAGGAGGUGGUCAGGCAUCAUAGGUCAGCAUAACAUGUUGCGGUUUUGUGCUGGACAGGUGGAUCCUAUGAGUCGCCGACUCGAAAAUCUGUUCAUGGUGCUUGGACUCGGUGAGUGGUGGGAUAGGAGGUACUACUCGUGCACUGUCGUUGUCCCGAAGAAUGUCAUGAAGUGUGCACAGAAGGUGGGCAGGUGGUCACAAGAUGAUAUAAACACAAUGGGCGUGCUCAGGCAUAAAUGGGGUGAAGCAGCACUGGAUAACAGAGUGUACCAUGAGCUGUACAAGGAAUUGGAAAAGUAUCACGGAGUUGAAUUCCAUGAGAGCAUCAUCUGCUGGCACAUUGCCACCGAUUUGAUCCUCGCAAGGGUGGAAAAGGAAAAGGGACAUUUUGCAGCUGAUAGCAGUGCGCAGAUAGUCAGGGCACUGUCCAACUACAUGAUGUUCCUCCUCGUGAACAGCCCCUACAUGCUACCAGGCCUUCCUCAAAAUUGUCUGUACAAGCAAACCUGCAACAAUCUGGACAAGAUAUGCGAUGACUAUAAUCUUGUCGGCUCUCUGGGCGACAACUUGUGGACUGUGCUCAAGAAAUUGCUCGGAUUGCAUCAUCACAGGGUAUUGGAAUCUUCUGGGCUUGAGAAGAAGCUCGCUGACGUCAUACUGGAGUUACCGAAGGGACAUGCAGGCUCUGGCUCUGAAACUCCUCGACUCUUGUAUGCACGCCGUAUUGCUGUUCUAAUACUUGAGAGUGAGGUAGUAGAUGAUAAGGUGCGUCUGCUGCUAGAUCUGUGGAUCGACUUCCUAGCCUACGCAGCCAACCGGUGCAUUAGGGAGUCACAUGCCAAGAAGCUUAGCACUGGUGGUGAGCUCAUGACCAUCGUGUGGCUUAUUUUGGAACACCUCCGCUAUUUAAAAGAAGACCCAAACAAGGAGGGAAGCCAUGUAUAA